AUGUUUAUACCAAAAUUCCUUAUAAGGACUAGGCCCCUGCUGAGAUUUCCUAGUCAAUUUGUUAAGAUUCGCCAUCAAAGGACAUUGGCAGAUAUCAGUACAGUAUCUUCAAGACAUAGCUUCAGAAAGGGAAGAACCUAUAGGCUUGUCAUCAGGCCUACUCUUGUGGUAGUUGGACUUGGCGGGGUUAUAUAUUUUACUGACGAGCAUGCCUUUUCCUCUUUAUUGACUAGAUCCGUCAGAGCACUCUAUGUCAUGUCUUGGAUUGCCUACGAGUAUUCCAUGAACACUACGAGCUAUACCGAUAUCAAUGAUUUGCAUGAGUUGGCAGCAGAUAGGUUGUUUAACUUACUUAUGGCAAACAAAGGAUUAUAUAUAAAGUUGGGGCAGGCCAUUGCAAAUCAAGGAAGCGUGUUCCCUUUGGCAUUUCAGAGAAAGCUCACACUGCUCUAUGAUGAUGCACCUGUUGAUGAUUGGACUAUGGUUGAUAGUGUGUUGCGAGAAAGUCUAGGAGAAAACUAUGAAUCUGAAAUUUUUGAGUCCAUAGAACAUGUUCCAAUUGCAAGUGCAUCAAUUGCCCAAGUCCACAAGGCUUAUCUCAAGUCGAAUGGAGAUCCUGUAGCAGUCAAGGUUCAACAUGAAUAUAUUUCUAAGCAAGUGGUUAUAGACUUAUUUAUGUAUCGAGUCAUUUCAAAGUUAUACGAGAAAGUAUUUGAUUUACCACUUAGCUUUUUCACCCAAUAUAUUUCGGAUCAGAUUGCAAAGGAGACCGAUUUCGUUCAUGAAUCUCAAAAUGCUGAGCAUCUUCGUGAUCUCAUCACUCAUGACUCCUCUCUCAAGGGAAGUAAUAUCUAUAUACCAAGAAAUUAUCGCAGCAUAAGUACAGAGAGAGUGCUCAUCAUGGAAUGGAUUGAUGGUGUUCCACUCACAGACAAAGAGAGAUUAAUAGAGGAUGGUUACAAUUUGAAAACAAUAAUGAAUCAGUAUCUAAAAGUGUUUGGGAGACAAAUAUUUGUUUAUGGUUUUAUCCAUUCUGAUCCACAUCCAGGUAAUGUUAUUGCUAGAUUCAAUAAUGGAAAGCAAGAUUUGGUAAUAUUGGAUCAUGGCUUAUAUGUGACACUCUCAGAUAGUUUUAGAACGCAAUACUGUAAGCUAUGGGCUUAUUUAUCUACAUUUGACAGAGAAGGAAUAGAACUGAUAGCACGAGCAUGGGGAAUUCAAUACACAGAUAUGUUUGCAUCGUUUAUACAACUUUCUCCGCCGGAGAAUUUCCAACCUAAAACAAUGACCGUGAAUGACCUUAUGAGAGGCUUUUUGGGAGAUGAAAAGAAGUUCCCUUUAGAACUUCUUUUCCUAACAAGAGCAAUGAGAAUUAUACAAAGCUUAAACCAGGGCCUCGGAAGCCCCGCAAACAGAAUAAAUAUACUCACGCUAGAGCUGGUCAAUACUCUUUUAAGUAGUAGCUCUGGCAUCUUCGAUUACAUUCAAUUGUUCAAGAUAAAGCUCGCCUUGUUUAUUAGUAACAUUGUAUUUUACCUAUUCAAGCUAAGGCAAAUGCUUUAUGGCGACAAAAGCUCUAAAGGGAACGGUAUUGAGGACUAUUUGGAUUCUUAUAUGAGGAACACUGCAAAAUCAAUGGGUAUAGAGUUGAUGUAA
Messenger RNA from Priceomyces carsonii, 1656 nucleotides. RefSeq lists its product as uncharacterized. The transcript has a single exon. Bases 1 to 1656 code for a protein of 551 amino acids. NCBI's taxonomy places the organism in Eukaryota, Fungi, Ascomycota, Pichiomycetes, Serinales, Debaryomycetaceae. The record is from RefSeq and is a predicted model, not a curated record.